Globicephala melas (long-finned pilot whale) is the source of this 7671-nucleotide messenger RNA. The record is from RefSeq and is a predicted model, not a curated record. Lineage: Eukaryota; Metazoa; Chordata; Mammalia; Artiodactyla; Delphinidae.
CCUCCCACGGCCCCGCCCCUGCCCGGCGCAAGCGCAGCCCCGCCAGUCCCGGCGUACCCCGCGCCCGACCUCUCCGCGAAGCGCCGCGCGCCCCCGGCCGCUGAUUGGCUGUGGCUACGGCGGGGGCGGGCCCAAGCAGAGGGCGGCGGAUUCAAGAUGGCGGCGGCCAAAGGGCGGCUUCCAGCCCAGUCGGCGGAAAGGGCAAGAGUGCGGCGGUAGCGGUCCACUCCUGGCCGCGUCCGCUCCUGGCAGGGGGCGGUGGCAGGCACCGGAGCCCGCCCUGUGGAGCCCACGCCGGGACAGCGAGGGGAGGAGGCGCUGCCGUUUACCUUCGCUCUCCCGGCCUCCACUUUUCUGCGCCGCUGCUCUUGCUCAUCUUCUUCCAUCUUACUCCGGGGGUCUUCGCAGGUCGCCGGGAGGUGAAGGGGCCGAUGCGCUGCCGCCUUCGCUCUAUUUACACUCCCUCCCCAUUGCCUGGGCUCACCCUCCCCCCGCGACAACUGUCACGCAGACGUGGGCCCGCCCCGCGUUAGGCCCCGCCCCGGGGCGUGCACCCCCGGCCCGCGGCCUAUCAGGGGCCGCGGUCCUGCCCUCGCGCACGCGCGUUCAGGGAGGUGCCCUCAAGGAGGCGCGGCCCGGCGGAGCUCCGCCCCUGCGUCCGUUCCUCCGAUUGGCGCAUAGACGCUCCCGCCUCUUCGGGCAGGACCAUUGAGCGGGGCGCGGCAGCCUCGGCGCUCUCUGUGGUUGGUCGGUUUGAAGGACCCCGCGCACGUGGGUCGUCGGGCCCGGCUGGGACUGGCGCGGAGGCCGGUUCGCGUUCCCGCGAGGUUGAGGCCGCCCUGGGGGGAGUCUGCGCCGGUGUCCAGUUGAGUCAAGCUUCGCGAGCCUCCGGGGACAGCCCAGGAGGCCGGGCCCCACUGCAUGCGUGCGCCAGCUCAGGGCUGCCCGUAAAAUCGCUCCGGGUUGUGGCUGUGCCCGGGGGUGGCAGGACCCAAACUUUCGUCUCCAGGGGUCCUUUCGGCGACCGGGACAGGAUGGUGGCCCUGUUCGUGUCACGAUCGCAGACAGCCAGCAAAAUCACUUGAUUCCGUUCCUAGGAGUCCCUCCUUUGGGUCCCGCUGGCGCCUGGACCCACAGAACCGGAAUGCCGGGGGCGGCCAGAGUUAGUCAGUGGGAAUCGGGGCCGGCAUCCCCAACCCACGGAGCCCAGAGCUACAGGGACAGGAAGCCACCGGCGGUGCUGCCACUCCUGGACCCAUGGAUUCUUCCCACUGGGGAUACAGUGCCAUAUCGAGGGCUCUGGUUUAAGGCGUCUGCCCCCAGCUUGCACAGUCAAGGGUCCACUCUGGCACCGCUGCCAUAAAGCAGUGCCCUGCGUCAAAGAGUGUUAGCAGGGACCCCAUGCAGUGAGAAACUCAGAGAGGGUCAGGCUGAGGCCCUGCGGGCAGGAAAGGCAAACCCACACCCGCAAUACAAGUGUAUUCCUGUUAGGACAACCCCUGGAACCCCAGCGUGGAAGGGGCUCCAUAGGGCCACUUGCCAAGAGGCCUGUAAGGAUGCAAUUUUAAAUGAUACAGUAAUUGUGCGCAGUUCUAGAUCACCAGAGGGAGAGAGCUGUUUCAGUGAAAGGCAAAAAAGUCUCUUCUCACAUGGAAAAGUUUUAAGGCCUUGAAACGUUUGGGUAAAUCAAUCCAAAUAUAUUGUAAAUGGUUAUUAAAAAGGAACGUGCUGUACUUCCGGUUCAAAUUUCUGUGAAGCUAAAACUGCUCAAAAAGAUAGCCUGUUAAAAAUUUUUUUAAAAAGAAAGAAUGUGAUGUGGGUUAUGAAUUCAUGGUCCGUGUGGGAAUUGGAGUCUCAUGAAAUCAUUGUUUGUUCCUUAGCUUCAGACUCCACUUAAGCCUGUUUGUCCAGAUGAGGAAGUAAGGCGAGGUUUUUAUUCCUAGCCCACGGUUUUGAUUAACAAUCAAAUGCUGCUACAGUUAUCAGGCUCAUUGGAAGCUGAUAAGCUCUGACUAACUGACACUGAUCCGAAGCGUGUUGUUGGCAUCUCUUGUUACUGUAGCGUAAAUGUGCCUGGGUGAGCGUUCCCUCGCGGAGGGUGGGGUGGGGGGAUGCUCUCAUCAACUGGUGAUGGUUACCUAAAUGGCGGGGGGGUCGCAAACUCAGGAAGAAACACAGGAAACCCUUAAGCAGCUGUGCCUCGGUUUCCCUGUGUGAGAAGUGAAAACACCCACAAACUUGCCCCCGCGUCAGAUCUGGCCGGGGUAGAGCUGGGUAGGAUGACAGCGCUGCAAGCGGCAGCCGGAGAAAAGGUGGCGUAUCAAGCAGCGCUGCUGCGGGUUAACGUGCAGGGGUGUCCGGCGAACACGCUGCGGGGUCCGUGUUUCCUUCACUCCUGUGCCUUCAGUGCAGUAGGGUCUGUGUGCGGGCCGUGUGCCCCCUGUCUGCUCUCUGAGACUGAGUGCCAGUAACUAUGCUCCUCCACGAACGUGCUGUAGUGACUUUACUGACACAAGCUCACCUUUCAACCUGUGUGAACGUGUGAGUCGAAGCAACCGCAACUUACACAAACCUUCAGGGAGCCCUGGAAGUUCAACCUCCUCCUGUGUCAGACCACAGCCCUCUGUGUGGUGAGUGAUGCUUGCAGUCUUGGCUCACAGACACGAGGCGGUGGCCUCCUAAGACCAGGGGUAGGCAGGCAACACUAGCAGACCACAGGAUCAGAUUUCCCAGGAGCAGUCAGAGACUCAGAUCUAUGCCUGAAUCUCUCAACCUUUACGUGUUGCAGUACCUCUAAAACUUUGUGGGGGGCCCACGUGUUUGCCCACGCUGCUUUGGCCAGUGGUUUUCAAACUGUGUUCCGAGGAACCCCAGAAUCAUUUCCACGGCUAUUCUAGAUAUUCUGAAAUGUUGGCUCUGACUCUUAACUUAUUUUUAACAAUUAAACAGCUGUCCAGAUAUGUAGAUACUCACCUUCAAGGAGGGAAACACAACCCCCCACUCCUUAUGUAUGGGCUGUGCAUAGCUACUUCCUCCUGAAGAAGACAGUGUGGAAAGGGAGAGAGAAAUAGUAGCUGUGCAGUGGUGAAACCUGAUAGACACACGUCCACGAGGUAACUAAGGUCAUCGUCCACAGUGUAGGUCAUGUUGACGGCACACACCCUGGAUGGGACGUGAUGAGAAGGGCCUUUUGCCUCUGUGGUCUUCCUCCCAAAAACCCAUAACCCCAGUCCAAUUGUGAGAAAUCAUCAAACAAAUCCCAAUAGUAGAGGAACACCCUACAAAAUGCCCGAUACAGUAGGUAUUGAUACAAUAUAAAACAAAAUACAAUACUACUCCUCAAAGCUGCCCUUCCUGGGAAGCAUUGAAAUGAAGCAUCAUUUAGAAAAGUCUUCCCUUGAUGGGCUCACCCCCUCCCCUCCCAUCACACCCCCUCCCCAUGCCAGCCCUGUGGACAUGCCCUCUGCUGGGUAGGUGGGUCACCCACCGAUGGUCCGCCUCCCAGGUGCCCCUGCCCCUCAGGCACUGGGAACCCCUGCCCCUCUCUGGGCAUGGGUCCCGGCUGGGCAGUCCCCCUGCUGGAAUCACAUCCAGCCUGAGGGGUGGUGCCUCGGGGUGGCCCCGUGUCCUCUGAGGUGCCAGCUGGGUGCCUGUGGGGUGAGCCCACCUUGAGCUCCCACCCAGAAGCCCCCAGGCACCUCGUUGGCCAGCUCCCUGGUGCCACGCAGAGUUUCCUGAAGUCUGCAGGGAGGUGGUGGUCGCACCCUGUCUUCCAGUGUUUCUGGCCUUUACUCUCGUCUGGCUGGGAGGAUCCCUAGGAAAGGCCAGGGGCUUGCUGGCCUCCUGGAGGCCAUAACGGACUGAGGGCAGGGGUGGCAGGCCCCCGUGGUGCGUGGGGGGUGGAUGCCGUGCCCCUCCCCACCCCAUCCUCUGGGCUCUGUCCUCCCCGCCAGGGCUGUACUCUACCCCUCAGGCCCCAGCUGCUGCCCACUUUUUCCUUCCCAAGGAGCCCCGCCUGGCCACACCUGGGGAUCAGCAGUGUUUACUGGUAACCCCUGCAUGGGGACAGGCGGGGCCUGGGAAGGACUCUCAGUGGAAACCUGGCAACCGGGCCUCGCCAUGUCUGCGGCUCCUCGCAACCACCAUGGCGAUGCCCGACACUGCGCGUCCAGGGCGUGUGCCCCACACACACACGCUCUUCUCUGGCCGCAGAGGCCAGAAGGCAAACCGAGCCCGCGUGGGAUUCUUUCAGUGGCCCCAGGGCUGGGCUGCGUCUCUCCGGCUGAGCGGUUCUUCCAGAGGGAACUGAGACGGGGAGGGGCGGGCCCGUGGCGUCCCCUCCUGUGGCCCCGGGAUGCUGGACUCCUCGGUGGCAGAUCGGUUGACCCGGCUGACCCUGAAACUCCUGGAGAAGAAGCUGAAGCAAGAGCGCGAGGAUGUGGAAGUGGAUUCUGAGGACCCCCAGCUCACGCCCGGAAAUGAGGACGGGCCAGAGGCCGCCCUGCGGAGCGCUCUGAGGAUGAGGAAGGACCUUCUGCAGAGACUCUGGGAACAGCACCUCCUGGAAGAGGUCUCCCGGGCCCGCGCCUGGAGGGGGCUGGACGGAGGAGCCCGUGGGUCAGUGCUGCCCCCAGAGGUGCCCCCUGUGGGUGUCCACCCCGCUGUCUCCCCGGCCCCACCCACCCCGGACCCACCGCAGAUCACCCAACACCCAGCACCCCCACCUCCCACCACCAUCAUCCAGCAGCUGCCUCAGCAGCCACUCAUCGCACAGAUCCCCCCUCCCCAGGCCUUCCCCACUCAGCAGUCCGGAAGCGUCAAGGAAGACAUGGUGGAGAUGAUGCUGAUGCAGAGCGCACAGAUGCACCAGAUCCUCAUGCAGAACCUGAUGCUCAGAGCCCUGCCCCCAUCAGCACUCGCGCCCGCCCCCCUGCGCCUCCCCCCACAGGAACCACGUGGAGGGGAGGGGAGCCCAGGAGCAGCCGGGGGCCCGCUGAAACGCCCUGGUGUGUGUCAUGCUGAGGACCCGCAGUGGGCUCGCCCCGCCGUCCUGCGAGCCAAGAGGCAGAAGCCGCCCUCUGUGUGCCACCAUCACCACUACGCGCCCCCAGCCCCGCUGCAGGCCAGCCCCACUCCUGGCUCCCCGGCGGGUUACUCCACGUGGCCCCCGGUGGUCUCCGCCACUGCCCUCCCUCCUGCUGCCAGCUUCCUGCCCACCGUGUGGCACGUGGCCCAUCCCUCAGUGGCCGCCCUUGGCACGGCUGUGUCCGACGGCGUCCUGCCCACACAGGCUCCAGGCCUGUGACCCCACCGCGGGCUCGGGUAAGCGGCAGGGCCUCGUGCUCCCCCAGGGGGUGGGCAGCCGCGGCCCUGGAUGCGGGGGGGGGAGGGUCACGAGGAGACACGGCUCAGGAGCCAGGAGAGGAAAGGUCGACUGAGGUAGCCACACGAACCUUGAACCUUCCUGGGGGAAACGCCACGAGCAGAGUGCCACUCGUGGUGCCCGGCGGCCCAGGGCAGAGGCCCCGGCUCCUCACAGCAAGGGAGCAGCCGCAGGACAUGUGCCUGGUGUGUCUGUGUGAGGGCAGAGCUGCAGGCCGGUUCACUCACGUAGCCUCUCCUCCUGAAGCUGAGCACUGGAGGCUGGGCCGAGGCAGCGCUGUCUUCCAUCUGCCUCUGGCUGGAUUCUCCCCACGGGACGAAUUACCUUUACCCCACUCUCUGCCCCUCUUUUAUUUUCUCUGGUGGAAUUAUGCUUCCUGGCUGCUUUAAUAUAAUUUUCUCGCAAGUGUCAUUUUCAAGUAUUACGCGUGUUUUCAUCGGCCCCUUUUGGGAUAAAUGGUCUCUUUCCCCAAGUUCCACUCGAGCAGGACCCCUGCUCCAGCCUUACAUCUUUGGACCCUCGCAGUUGCCAGAAGGGUCGUCAGAGGAAGCGAGAUGACCUUGGAAUUGCCCUUUGGCUGCACACAGGCGCCCCUGGGCUGACCUCGGCCCCGUGCAGCUGCCCAGCGAGGAGAGGGCCAGGGCCUGCGUGCCUGAGUGCAGCUCGUCUCGACAGACGACAGACGCCGCUGUCUUCUUAAAUGUGCAGUUAAACGUCUGAGCCGAUUUCCUGAUUUUCAUGUUGAUGUUUUCUUUCUUUCUUUCUCCCCCAGCACUGCGGCCUGCGGGGGGCGGGGAAUGGGCACCAGGGAAUUCCCAUUCAGUUUGACGUUUUCUAACAUGGCUUUUCCCUUUGGUUUUAUUUCUCAACGUAAUUGUUAACUCAAUAGAGGGAAGAGAUUGGACAGAAGUUCACCAUGUUUGGAUGGUCUGGUAAAUUGGAAAAACUCAGUUUUGUUUACCUCCCAAGUCAGGAAAGCCCCGCCUUCCCUCCUAUGUCUUUCUCACCUGUGAGUGUCCUUUACUUUCACACAGAACAUUUCACUUCCGUCACCAAAUGUGUGGCGUUUCCCCACAUCAAGCAGUCCUCUGUGACCCCCGCAUGGGUGUCCUACAGUCCAGUUCUGACACCACCCACCGGGAGAUGGUGUCGGAUCCCACGGGUUAAGGGCUCAGUCACAAAUCCAGGCUGCCACCUGUGUCCCCGUGGAGUGGGGUGUGUCACCCUCCUGGUAUGCGGCUGUGUCUGCCGACCUGGCCCCCCCGAGCCUUAUGCUAUGGGGGCUGCACGCAGGCCUGACCCACGGGCACCUCCAUCUCUAGUCCCCUCCCUACUCUGGAGAAUGGGCGUGGGGCGGCGCUGUAAGCUCCAAGGUUCUCAUCCUGGCUCGGUCUUCCCGGCGACCAGCCUCCACCCAGGGGCCGCCCAGAGUCACCUCAUUAGGCCAAAGGGGCUCCUGGUGCUCCUGUCACCUGGGAAUUUAUGAGGAGCCCCACGUCAGGGGCCGGGGGCAGAUACCAACAUACGUGUUUCCUAGACCGCACACCUGGCCUUGCUGGGCCAACCGGGUUGAAGGGAACAUGUUCCUGAGUCCGGGAGAGUCCGGUGCCGGGAAAAGCCCGGCAAGGCCACCAUUGCGGGGCCUGCAGGAGGGGCGGUCACUGCUGAGGAGGGCCCGGGCGGGAAAGCACCCCGAGGCAUGCCAACCUGGGGAAGCCGAAGAGGUCUGAGCAGGCCCUGGCAGUGAGGGAGGCGGGUUCUGGGGCCCGGGUGCCGGGAGUACAGUGGUGGCAUGGCGUGAUACCGCAGCAUAAGACGACAUGGCCAUCUGGUUUUGUCCUGGUUCCUGGCACAGAGCUCGUAAAACCUUUGGAUUCCUGCGACUGUGCUAACGAGGUGACUCGGGCGCUGGAGAGCUUCAGAUGGGGCUCGUCGCCGGAGAAGCCAGCCCUGAUGAGAGGCUGGAACUCAGGCCCCGCCCCCAACCUCAGGGAGGGGAGGGGCUGGAGGCUGAGCCAAUCAGCAGAGGCCAGCGAUUUAAUCAAGCCCCGCCACCCUAGCAGAGCCUCCACAAAACCCCUAGAAGAUGGGGCUGGUGAACACAUCUGGGGGGUGCACCCCAGCUCCACGGGGACAUAAGCCCCCAGAUGUCACCCUAUGGACGCCUCCAUCUGGCUGUCCAUCUGUGUCCCUUGUAAGAAACCCGUGUCUCCCUGAGUUCUGUGGGCCAUUCUAGCAAAUUACUGAACCAGAGGCGGGGGCUGUGGGAAGCCCUGGCUUCUGGCGGC